Molecule: messenger RNA, 2918 nt
Organism: Mauremys reevesii (Reeves's turtle)
Lineage: Eukaryota; Metazoa; Chordata; Testudines; Geoemydidae
Gene: GABRA2
Product: gamma-aminobutyric acid type A receptor subunit alpha2
Exons: 10
Coding region: 274-1641 (455 amino acids)
Biological process (GO): nervous system process; regulation of postsynaptic membrane potential; signal transduction
Cellular component (GO): neuron projection; dendrite membrane; postsynapse
Molecular function (GO): GABA-gated chloride ion channel activity; GABA-A receptor activity; benzodiazepine receptor activity
Source: RefSeq, a predicted model, not a curated record
GGGAGGGGAGCGCGCGCCAGCUGUCUGCGCGCGCGCACGCUCGCCUCCUCCUGCCGCCCCCCGCCCAGCAGCCUCGCGCUGCUCCUCCUCGCGCACAUAGCACUCCGGAGCGGCUCCUCUUCGCAGCGCCGCUGCAGUCUGGCUGCUCGGCUCCAAGUUUCCCCAUCUUCAACAUCCUCCUCUCUGGAGACUAGCGCACGGGGGGACUCCCCCUCGCCCACCCCUUCUCGGAGCGCCUCCUACUGCUGCUCCCAGGUUUUGCAAAGAGCAGCUAUGAAGAGGAAACUGACACUCUACAAGAUGCCGUUGGUUCUUCUCGUUUUGUUGGUGGGGGUGCCAACAAGAUCAGUGCUGGCUGACUCCCUAGAAGAUGAAGCUAAGAAUAACAUCACCAUCUUUACAAGAAUACUAGACCGACUUCUGGAUGGUUAUGAUAAUCGUCUUAGACCUGGAUUAGGAGACAGUAUAACGAAAGUCUUCACUAAUAUCUACGUAACCAGCUUUGGACCUGUUUCAGACACGGACAUGGAGUACACAAUAGAUGUUUUCUUCCGUCAAAAAUGGAAAGAUGAGAGGUUAAAGUUUAAAGGCCCAAUGAACAUCCUUCGACUGAACAACUUAAUGGCUAGCAAAAUCUGGACCCCAGACACAUUCUUUCACAAUGGGAAGAAGUCAGUUGCUCAUAACAUGACAAUGCCAAACAAACUACUACGAAUCCAGGAUGAUGGAACUCUCUUGUAUACCAUGAGGCUUACAGUCCAAGCGGAAUGUCCAAUGCACUUGGAAGACUUUCCUAUGGAUGCUCAUUCAUGCCCGUUGAAAUUUGGCAGCUAUGCUUACACAACUUCAGAAGUGACCUACAUUUGGACUUACAAUGCAUCUGAUUCCGUACAGGUUGCACCGGAUGGCUCUAGAUUGAAUCAGUAUGAUUUGCUGGGCCAAACAGUGGGAAAGGAGACAGUUAAAUCGAGUACAGGUGAAUAUACGGUAAUGACGGCUCAUUUUCACUUAAAGAGAAAAAUUGGUUAUUUUGUGAUUCAGACUUACCUCCCCUGCAUCAUGACAGUCAUUCUCUCCCAAGUGUCAUUCUGGCUGAACAGAGAAUCUGUACCUGCAAGAACAGUCUUUGGAGUAACAACUGUGUUGACAAUGACAACACUGAGCAUCAGUGCACGAAAUUCCCUCCCCAAAGUAGCUUAUGCAACAGCCAUGGAUUGGUUUAUUGCUGUUUGUUAUGCAUUUGUAUUCUCUGCAUUGAUAGAAUUUGCCACUGUAAAUUACUUCACAAAACGAGGAUGGGCAUGGGAUGGAAAAAGCGUAGUCAAUGAUAAGAAAAAAGAAAAAGCAUCUGUCAUUAAGAAAAACAAUGCCUAUGCAGUGGCUGUUGCCAAUUAUGCUCCAAACAUUACCAAGGACUCAGUGCUACCAACAAUCUCCAAGAGUGCUACCACCACAGAAACCAACAAGGCAAAGCCAGAAGCCAAACCGCAAGAAGCAAAGAAAACAUUCAACAGUGUUAGCAAAAUUGACAGAAUGUCUAGAAUAGUGUUUCCAGUCUUAUUUGGUACUUUUAACUUAGUGUACUGGGCUACAUAUUUAAACAGGGAACCUGUCUUACUUGGGUUUGCUCCCUCAACCUAAAAUCUAAAUUACACUGGGGAUGUAUAGAAUCAUUAUAUAUCAGAUAGGUUGUUUUGCUAUGUACAGUACGACUAAUAACUGCUAAUCUGUGAACCAAUAUGUACAGAGUGUAUAUAGAUAACUUAUCCGUGUAUCUCCAAAGGAGGCACACAAUGUUUAUUCAUGGAUCUGUAAACAGAUAACACCCAUGGCUAAUAUAGCCAGCUCUUUAGAACUUCUACCCAGGGGAUUUCCUUAAAACUGGGAUUCAAAUACACAGAAUUAUAUCCUCUCCAUACAAUUAGAGGAAAAUAUGGUCCCGCAUAACUAUUUAGGAACAGUAUUUUUUUAAUUUAAAGUUAAAAUAUUUUUCUAUAAAAUAACUGAUUCUACUUUAAUGGGAAAAGCGGUCAUUAAAAUGAUUUUUUUUUAAACUUAUUUCAUACAAUGGAAGUGCCCAUGUACAUAUUAUAGAAUGAUGAGCUCAAACUAUUCUGUUGUUCACAACUAUUUUGGAAAGUAGUUGUGUUUAAAACUUAGUAAAGACUAUUGGAAUGCCAAGGCCAUUAGUUCCUUACUUCUAGACCUCCUUUGAACUUGUUAAUGAAGUAUUCCAACUCAUUUAAGUGAGCAGUAGCGGUUAAUCAAAUUUCUAGCAUCAAUCAACUUCUACUAGAAAAACUGUUUUAUUCUCCUCCGUGUUUGUUUCUCUGAGGUUGCUGAACCAAGUUCUCUUAUUCAGCAAGGUCAGAAAAGUUUUUUUUUUUUUUUUUUAAAUUAGAUUGUCAGGCUCAUAAAUAUUGGUAAUUGACACUCAGAAAUUUUUCAGGGUCAAGUAUAUCACAAAUAUAAAAUGCUCUUUUUCCUGCCUAGUAUGUACAGGAAAAUCUGCCUUAAAAAGGCUUCCUCACAUCUGCCCACAGGAGCCACUGUUUUCAAAGGAAACAGCAGUUUGUGAUUGCAAUCCAGGAAGUUGUCCUCAUGGAUAAUAUUUAUUGCAGCUUUUGUAAAUUGCAACUUUACAUUUCAAUGACAUAACUUAACAACUUUGUAUACUAGAAAGGGUUUUGCUAAGAUGUGAAUGUUAUUUUUAAUAAACUUCAGUGCAUCAUCAGUAAUUGUCAGUUAUUUCACACACAAAAUAUAACAAAAUUGGAGCUGCCAUCUGCAAUUUUAUAUGAAUAUUUAAUGUUAGUAAAAUUAAUUUUCAUCUGAACCUUUGCAAAUAUUCCUUAUGCCCUAAAAGGCCUGGUAAAUUAUGGCAUAACUAAUAAUUGUGCACUGUAUUUAGAUUUUAA